Molecule: messenger RNA, 3054 nt
Organism: Hirundo rustica (Barn swallow)
Lineage: Eukaryota; Metazoa; Chordata; Aves; Passeriformes; Hirundinidae
Gene: AGAP3
Product: ArfGAP with GTPase domain, ankyrin repeat and PH domain 3
Exons: 18
Coding region: 1-2919 (972 amino acids)
Biological process (GO): proteasome-mediated ubiquitin-dependent protein catabolic process
Cellular component (GO): nucleus
Molecular function (GO): GTP binding; protein binding; GTPase activator activity
Source: RefSeq, a predicted model, not a curated record
AUGACCUUCCUGCCCGCCGCCCGGCCGCCGCACCCCGCCGAGAGCCCCGGCUUCCUCCGGGGGGGCUCCCUGUGGGGCAGCCGCCGCUGGAACCUCUUCGGGGGCAGCAGCUGGAGCGGCUCCAGCCCCAGGAAGAACUUCAGCUCCCUGCGGAAAAGCUUCAGUUUCCGUCUGCGCCGGGGCCACGAGCUGCGGCGGUCCGAGUCCGGGGGGCUCCUGCGCCCCACGCGCCUCCGCACCAAGAGCGAGGGUGAUGCCAGCUCCCUGCACACCUGCCCCAGCAAGCGGGACCUGCUGUACCCGGAGCUGACCAGGGCCGGGGGCCGGCUGCACCCCGACCCCGUGCAGACGGGGGGACUGUGGAAACUCCUCACGAGCCGCUUCCGAAGGCGAGAGCGUGGCAGCGUGUGCCCCAAGGAUCCCCAUGGCGGUGUUGAGCCUGUCCUGGGUGGGGGUCCUCUGCGGGCUCUGGAUUCGUUUGUGAACAGCCAGGAAUGGACCCUGAGUCGUUCAGUGCCUGAGCUGAAGGUGGGCAUCGUGGGCAACCUGUCCAGUGGCAAGUCGGCCCUGGUGCACCGCUACCUGACCGGCACCUACGUGCAGGAGGAGUCUCCAGAGGGUGGCCGGUUUAAGAAGGAGAUCGUGGUGGACGGUCAGAGCUACUUGCUGCUGAUUCGGGAUGAAGGGGGCCCCCCUGAGCUCCAGUUUGCUGCCUGGGUCGAUGCCGUGGUGUUUGUCUUCAGCCUGGAGGAUGAGAUCAGCUUCCAGACCGUCUACAACUACUAUCUGCGGCUCUGCAGCUACCGGAACACGGCGGAGGUGCCCAUGGUGCUGGUGGGCACGCAGGAUGCAAUCAGCGCCACCAACCCCCGCGUCAUCGACGACUCGCGGGCGCGGAAGCUCUCCAAUGAUCUGAAGCGCUGCACUUACUACGAGACCUGCGCUACCUACGGCCUGAACGUGGAGAGGGUCUUCCAGGACGUGGCUCAGAAGGUGGUGGCUCUCCGGAAGAAGCACCAGCUCUCCAUCGGCCCCUGCAAGUCCCUGCCCAACUCACCCAGCCACUCGUCUGUUUCCGCAGCCUCCAUUCCUUCUGUCCACAUCAACCAGGCCACCAACGGUGGAGGAGCCUUCAGUGACUACUCCUCCUCUGUGCCCUCCACCCCAAGCAUCAGCCAGCGGGAGCUGCGGAUUGAGACCAUCGCUGCCUCCAACACCCCCACCCCCAUCCGCAAGCAGUCCAAGCGGCGCUCCAACAUCUUCACGUCUCGGAAGGGCGCGGACCCGGAGCGCGACAAGAAGGUGCCGGAGUGUAAAGCGGACAGUAUUGGCAGCGGGCGGGCCAUUCCCAUGAAGCAGGGCAUUCUCCUCAAACGCAGCGGCAAGUCCCUCAAUAAGGAGUGGAAGAAGAAGUACGUGACGCUGUGUGACAAUGGGGUCCUCACCUACCACCCCAGCCUGCACGACUACAUGCAGAACGUCCACGGGAAGGAGAUCGAUCUGCUGAGAACUACGGUGAAGGUCCCGGGCAAGCGGCUCCCCAGGGCCACCACGGCGGCAGCGCCCAGCGCCAGCCCCAAAGCCAACGGGCUGGCCAAGGAGAGGAGCAGCUCGCAGCUGGCAGGAGGAACAGGUGCUCCCCACUCGACCAGCAGCACCUCCCUGCACUCCGAGCGCUCCAUCAGUGGCAUCAACCUCGUGGGCUUCAGCUCCAAGCCAGACGGGAUGCACCAGCGCUCCUACUCUGUCUCCAGUGCGGACCAGUGGAACGAGGCUGUGGCUAUCCCCGGCAGCUGCCCCAACCCCUCUAACGGUACUGCCGACUCGCUCAGCUCCAGCCCAAACAUUUCCAGUGCCGCCAGCCCAAAGCUGGAGCCGCCUCCGUCACCACAUGCCAACAGGAAAAAGCAUCGCAGGAAAAAGAGCACGGGGACAACUCGGCUUGAUGGCCCCAGCACGGCAGCAGAAGAACCAGAUGAGCCAUUUGAGUUCAUUAUCGUGUCACUGACGGGCCAGACAUGGCUCUUUGAAGCCUCAACAUCAGAGGAGCGGGAGCUCUGGGUACAGGCCAUUGAGAGCCAGAUCCUGGCCAGCCUGCAGGGCUGUGAGAGCAGCAAAAACAAGGCUCGGCUGGGCAGCCAGGGCGACGCGCAGGCCAUGCAGGCCGUCCGCACCGCACGUGGGAACAGCUUCUGCGUGGACUGCGAUGCACCCAAUCCGGACUGGGCCAGUCUGAACCUGGGCGCUCUCAUGUGCAUCGAGUGUUCCGGGAUCCAUCGCAACCUGGGCACCCACCUGUCCCGUGUGCGCUCCCUGGACCUGGAUGACUGGCCUAGCGAGCUUCUUAUGGUCAUGACGGCCAUCGGCAACGCGCUUGCAAACGCUGUCUGGGAGGGAAUGGUGGAAGGGUACCCCAAGCCCACGCCUGAGAGCAGUCGGGAGGAGAAGGAGCGCUGGAUCCGCGCUAAGUAUGAGCAGAAGCUCUUUCUGGCCCCGCUGCCUCAGUCUGACAUCCCGCUGGGGCAGCAGCUGCUGCGGGCCGUGGUGGAGGAUGACCUGCGCCUCGUGGUGACGCUCCUGGCCCAUGGCACCAAGGAGGAAGUGAACGAGACCUACGGAGAUGGAGACGGGCGCACGGCGCUGCACCUCUCCUGCGCGAUGGCCAAUGUGGUCUUCACGCAGCUGCUCAUCUGGUACGGAGUGGAUGUGAAGAGCCGGGAUGCUCGGGGCCUGACCCCGCUGGCCUAUGCCCGGCGAGCCGGCAGCCAGGAGUGCAUCGACAUCUUGCUGCAGCACGGCUGCCCCAGCGACAGCGCCGUCACGCUGACCCCCAGCCUGCCCCGCCGCAACGCCAAUGCCAACAACAACGCCUGCGCCGCGGCGCCGGCUGAGCUCAGCGCCAGCCCCAGCACAGUCUAGCCCUGCACGGGCCCUCCGGUCGCCACACAGCUGCCCUCCGGCCCUGCCGGGGAGCAGGGCCACAGGAGUGGCUCUGAGAGCAGCGCAGAUGGGCCCCCACGGUGCUUGCCCCUACCAGAAUCCCUGUUCCAGCCA